CAAAACCUUUAAAUCCUGCCGACUGUAUCUUUGCAAAAAUUUGUCUGUAUUUCUGAGCAAGUGCCUUUUGGACAAUAAGUUCUAGACUGCAGAGCGAGAGAGCACCAUGUGCAACCCAAUGCCAGGACCUAUUUGUUUGGUGGAAAAUGUGAAUGGUGAACUUCGUGUGAGUGAUAGAGCUAUUGAGUACCUGUCCAAGAAUGAACAGCCAGUGGUGGUGGUGUCUGUGGUAGGACUCUAUCGCACAGGAAAGUCUUACCUCAUGAACCGCCUGGCAGGAAAACAAACUGGCUUUGCUCUAGGCAACACCAUUGAGUCAAAGACUAAAGGUAUUUGGAUGUGGUGUGUGCCACACCCUGUAAAGCCAGGACACACUCUGGUGUUGUUGGACACUGAGGGACUGGGGGAUGUUGACAAGGGAGACUCUCAAAAUGAUGCCUGGAUCUUCUGUCUGGCUGUCCUUCUUAGCAGCACUCUGGUCUACAAUAGCCGUGGAACCAUUGAUAACACAGCAGUGGAAAAACUACACUAUGUCACAGAGCUUGCAGAGCAGAUUAAGAUCAAAUCGCCUGCAUCCAGUGCAGCUGGGGAGGAGGAGGAGGAGGAAGAAGACUCUCAGUUUGUGCAGUUUUUUCCUAACUUUAUCUGGGCAGUGCGUGAUUUUGUACUGGAGCUGCAGAUUGAGAAUAAGGGUCAAGUGACUGAGGAUGAGUACCUGGACUUUGCCCUGCAGCUGAAGAAAGGUCUUAGUAAGAAGGACACCAACUACAAUCUUCCAAGGCAGUGUAUUCGAAACUAUUUUCCAACCCGCAAGUGCUUCGUUUUCCCGUUACCUGCCUCCCAGGACAAAAUGGUUCACCUUGAGAGUCUGGAUGAGAGGGACAUUUGGCCCAAUUUUUUGAACGUUACACAGCGUUUCUGCGACUAUGUUUUUGCUGGCAGCAACGUUAAAACAGUAAAAGGAGGAUACAGAAUCACAGGGAGGCUGUUUGGUCACCUAGUACAGUCAUAUGUGGAGACAAUUUCUAGUGGGAAAGUCCCGUGUCUGGAGAAUGCUGUGGUUGUAAUGGCGAGGCUAGAAAACCAGGCAGCUGUGCAGGCAGGGCUUAUGCUAUACCAGAGUAAAAUGGAACAGGUGAAGAGUUUGUUUCCAGUCAGUCUGAGUGAAAUUGCUGCUAAGCACCAGAAGAUCAGUAACCUGGCCAACAGUGAGUUUAUGAAAAGGUCCUUUAAAGAUGAAGAUGGGGAAUACUUCAAGAAACUGGUGGAAGAAGUAGAUAAGCACUAUGCUGAGCUAAUUGUUCAGAACAUGGAGGCAUCAGAACAGAAGUGCCUGCAGAUUCUGUCCGAUCUAUACAAGGACAUUAAUGAGCAUGUGCAGCAGGGGCAGUAUGCAAAACCGGGAGGAUAUAAGCUCUAUUGCACACACAGAGACAAUGUCAUUACCCAGUACCACAGUCAGCCCAACACGGGAAUCCAGGCUGGGGAGGUGUUGGAGAAGUUUCUGAGUGAGAAAAGUUUGGAGGCAAAAUUAAUUCUCCAGACUGAUGAACAACUGACUGAAAAUGAGAAAAAGAUUCAAGAGGAGAAAGAACAAAAAGAUUUGUUACAGCGGCAGUGUGAAGUCGAACAGGAGAAAAAGAAGAAUGUAGAGCGACUGAUGCAGGAGGAAAAAGAGCACCAUCAGCAACGGCUACAGCAGUUGCAGACGAAGUUUGAGGAGGAAAAGUUGCUGCAGCAGCAGGAGCUGGACAGAGCAGUGGAGUGCAAACUGACCGAACAGAAAGCACUCCUACAGAAAGGGUUUGAUGAGAGAGCCGGGCUGUUGGGGUUGGAGAUUGAGCAACUUAAAAAAGAAAACAAGGGAAAAUCUGUCGACUUUUUCAGAGAUUAUAUCAUGCCUAUUGCAGAGAUUGGCAAAGAUAUUCUUUCCACAUUCUGUGAGUAUAAAAUCAUGAGGAAAGCUCUGAAAAACAAAUUUUAAUUAUUUGUAAUUUAUCGAGACGUUUCUAUGCAAGUGGAAGAGUAAUUCCAUCAGUGAAAUAUAAUUAGUUAAAAGUCUAUAUUAAAAGUAGGCCUAAGUCUAGAAAUGUGAUAACUCCCAGGUCCUGGUGUGAGCUGAAAGUAGUUUUAUUCGUUAACAUUUUUAUCAUGUAUCAUUAUCGAUUCAGAGAAUAUUGAUGAUUAUUUGUUCUACACUGCAGUAGAAACGAAGAAACAAUUAGUGUAGACGAUUUAUAUAACAUGGUAAGUGAUCAAUAAUAAUUUGGAAAGAUACCAUUUUAGCUGUCUGGUAAUUUAUUGUUAAGUACCAGGAUCAAUGGUAUGAUUCACUAAAUGAUUCAUUGAACGAUUCACUAAAUGAUUCACUGAUUCGAUUCACAGACUCGAUUCAUUGAAUGACUUCAAACGAUUCAAAUGAGACUGAUUCUAUGGUAUGAUUCAAUUCAAAUGAGUUAAAUUAAACGAUUCAAUAGGAUUGAUUCAUUUUAAUUAUUAACCUUCAAAUUUUAAUGAGACUGAUUUCAUGUAAUUAUUAAAGAUUGAUCACUUAUCCAAUCCUAAAUACACAAUCAUUAAUUACACCUACACUAAUAACCUAUUGUAAAAUGUAUUAAUGGGAUGCAACAUCACUCGCUGUUACAGAUGGGAGCCCAGGAAUUAAAUAAAUGCAAUAAAAUAAACUGUUUUUAAUUGAAGGUAUUGUAUUUAAAACUGUAUGGAUCUGCCAGAAGCCAACAUAAAACCAUGCAUUCAGGGCAUUCUCAGUCAAAAAGGAUUAAUGAUCCAAAAGUGGAGUCUGGUCAAUUAACACAAGAACUUAUUGUCAUGUUUGUGUACAGAAAACAAUCAAUUAUUAAAACCAAGAAGUACACUCAAAAGAAGUGGAUAUAGAAACCACUCAAUGGGAUUUGAUCAUUACAUGCUAACAAAGAAGGAUUUUUCCUAUGAAAAACUUUUCUAGCUAAAUUUGCCAUUGGUCAAAUAAAUUUGGAUCCUAUUGUAGCUGUAACUAAAUACAAAGACAAUAGUUAUGCAAACUAUUAAUUAACUUAAUGUGAAGAUAAUUAACAGAUAAUCAACAUAUGUAAGGGUUUUUAUUUUAAGAUUGUGUAUAUUUUUAGUCUUUUUGCAUUUGUAAUUAUUUGUUUCUGUACAUGCAUGACCCCACCAGCUCUGCUGGUCAACUUAUUGUGUUUAAAUAAAGUUAUUUAUUCAUUCA
Neoarius graeffei (lesser salmon catfish) is the source of this 3223-nucleotide messenger RNA. RefSeq names its product guanylate binding protein 1 (gene gbp1). Gene Ontology annotation, molecular function: GTPase activity; GTP binding. Lineage: Eukaryota; Metazoa; Chordata; Actinopteri; Siluriformes; Ariidae. The record is from RefSeq and is a predicted model, not a curated record. The transcript is spliced from 11 exons. The coding region runs from base 107 to 1984 and encodes 625 amino acids.